AUGUCGUCCUCGAUGAAGAACAGUCACUUCAAGCUGCUUCAGCAGUUCAAGCCUGAUUACUCGUCGAGUGAGUUCACUCAAUAUGAAUCACAGCGUACUGGAAUGAGAGUGGUCGUUAUCGACCAGCCUGGCCCCAAGGUCGACGGCUACUUUGCGCUUGCUACAGAGAUUUGCGAUGAUUCAGGUGCUCCUCACACUUUGGAGCAUUUGUGCUUCAUGGGCUCGCGCAACUACCGCUACAAGGGCUUCUUGGACAAGCUGGCUACCCGCGUGUACUCCAAUACUAAUGCCUGGACCGCUACUGAUCACACUGCCUACACAUUGGAGACUGCAGGCUGGGAAGGCUUUGCGCGUAUUCUGCCAGUCUAUCUUGAGCAUGUGAUUGCUCCUACUUUGACUGACGAAGGCUGCUAUACUGAGGUACACCAUAUCGAUGGAUCUGGAAACGAUGCUGGUGUCGUGUAUUCCGAGAUGCAGGGUGUGCAGAACGAUUCCUCUGAGCUGAUCGAUCUGGCAGCCCGGCGACUGCUUUAUCCACCUGGUGUGGGCUUCCGCUAUGAGACUGGAGGUAUGAUGGAACAGCUUCGUGUUUUGUCUGCAGAGCGGAUCCGUGAAUUCCACCGUGAGAUGUAUCAGCCUAAGAAUUUGUGUUUGGUUAUCACCGGAGAGGUCGACCAGAACAACAUGUUGGAAAUCUUGGACAAAUUUGAAGAGACUAUCUUGGAUGUUAUCCCCAGUCCGGAUGCACCCUUUAAGAGACCUUGGGUGGAUUCGAAGCAGGCCCCUCCCCUGGAGAAGUCGAUUAUCCAGAAGGUCGAGUUUCCUGAGGAGGAUGAAUCAUACGGUGAAAUCGAGAUCCGUCUCAUCGGACCCGAUUGCACCGAUUCCGUUCAAUCCGGAGCUCUUAAUGUGUCCCUGUUGUACCUGGCUGGUGGACCUGCAGCUCUCCUGGAAAACAUUCUUGUUGAGAAGGAGGAACUGGCGAGUGCCGUUUACUAUGCUACCGAGGAUCGCCCGAACAUGGAGAUUAAAUUCACAUUGACCAGCGUCGAGACAGAAAGCCUGGAGAAGGUUGAAAAGAGAUUCUUCGAAAUCCUCCGGGAAGCGAUGGACAAGGAACUGGAUAUGGAGUAUUUGAAAGCGUGCAUCGAUCGUCAGCGCCGAAGCUGGAAGUUCUCGACUGAGAGUUCUGCUUCCUCAUUCGCAGAGUACGUUAUCUCUGACUUCCUGUACGGAAAGCGUGACGGCUCCACCAUGAUGGACGUCGCCACUCUGAAGGAAUAUGAAGUUCUCGAGACCUGGUCCGAGGACCAAUGGCGAGCCUUCAUCAAGAAAUAUAUUUCUGAUGCCGCUCAUGUUACUAUCUUGGGAAUCCCCUCCAAAAAAAUGUCCGAGACACUGAAGAAGGAUGAAGAGCAUCGCGUUGCUGCUCAGAAGGAACGCCUUGGCGAGAAGGGCUUGAAGGAUCUUGCCGAUAAGCUUGAAAAGGCCAAGGCAGAGAAUGAUAAGGAGAUUCCACAGAAGUUGCUGGAGGAAUUUGCAAUCCCCGGAACCGAGUCAAUUCAUUUCAUGGACACCAUCACAGCUCGUUCGGGUGCUGCUCUGAAGGCUGGACGCCCUGACAACAAGAUCCAGACACUGGUUGAUGCCGACAAGUCUGACUCGUCUCUCUUCAUCCACUUCGAGCACAUUCCUAGCAACUUUGUUCAGCUUUCCGUUCUUAUCUCGGCCGAUUCCGUACCCGUUCAGCUGCGUCCUUUGCUGUCUAUUUACACCGAAGCCUUCUUCAACAUUCCCGUCCAGCGUGAUGGCAAGACAAUCGAAUUUGAGCAAGUCGUUGUGGAGUUGGAGCGAGAUACUGUCGGGUAUUCGAUGGAUACUGCCCGUAGUCUUGGAAACAACGAGAUGCUGUGCGUCUCUUUCCAGGUCGAGCUGGAGAAAUAUGAGAAUGCCAUCGCCUGGCUGAAAGAGUUGUGUUGGAAGUCCAUCUUCGAUGAGGAGAGACUCAAGGCCAUCAACACGCGUCUUUUGGCUGAUGUGCCCGACUCCAAGCGCAGCGGUGAAGACAUGCUCGCUGCAGCCCAUGUGAUGGUUCACUACGCAGAGGAGUCGAUCAUCCGUGCCCGCUCCACUCUGGUCAAGGCCCGUUACCUCAAGUGCGUCAAGCGUUUGCUCAAGGACAAGCCCGAGGAAAUCGUCAGCCGCAUGGAAGAGAUCCGCAACUCGCUCUUCCAGCCUAACAACGUCCGCGUUAUCGUCAUUGCCGACCUCGAGAAGCUCAAAAAUCCCGUUUCGGCCUGGCAGCCCUUCGCCGAGACUCUCGGCACCGGCACUGACCUACAUCCCAUUACCAACCGACGUGCUCGCCUCAGCGAGGUCGGCAAGACUGUCGGCGGCAAGUCUUACAUCGUGCCCAUGCCAACCGUCGACUCAUCCUUUGCCUACGCCACCAGCCGUGGCCUGGACUCCUACGACCACCCCAGCCUUCCCGCAUUGAUGGUCGCAAUCUCGUAUAUGAACUCAGUCGAGGGGCCCCUCUGGGUUGCUGUCCGCGGUACUGGUCUGGCGUACGGCACCAACUUCAACCAUAAUAUCGAUACUGGCUUGGUCCACUUCGAUGUGUACCGGUCUCCUAACGCACACAAGGCUUUCGAGUCCAGCAAGAAGAUUGUUGAGGACUAUCUGUCUGGUGCUUCGACUUUCGACCCUUUGAUGCUGGAGGGUGCUAUCAGCAGUAUCGUGGUUAAGUAUGCUAAUGAGCAGAUGACCGCUGCCCAUGCUGCGCAGGGUAGUUUCAUCCGCCAGGUCGUGCGCAACUUGCCUAGCGAUUACAAAGAGAAGAUGCUUAAGAAUGUGCGCGCUAUCACUGUUGACCAAAUCAAGGGUGCUAUGCGUGAUAUUCUCUUGCCGAUAUUUUCUCCUAAGACCGCGAAUCUGGUCGUCACUUGCGCGACUGUGCUGGAAGAGCCCAUUAAGCAGGGCUUCGAGGCAUCAGGCUUCACUCCCACUGUCCAGCCCCUUAAGGACUUUGAAGACGACUACGGUCUGAAGGCUGGCAACGAGGAUGAGGAUGAGGAUGAGGAUGAAGACGACGACGACGAAGAUGACGAGGACUCCGAGACUGGCUCCGAGGAGGAGGAGGAUGAUGAGGAUGAAGAUGAAGAUGAUGAUUGA
Molecule: messenger RNA, 3174 nt
Organism: Penicillium soppii
Lineage: Eukaryota; Fungi; Ascomycota; Eurotiomycetes; Eurotiales; Aspergillaceae
Product: putative zinc metalloprotease
Exons: 3
Coding region: 1-3174 (1057 amino acids)
Molecular function (GO): metal ion binding
Source: RefSeq, a predicted model, not a curated record